UCUAUCCACUGUGCCACCUAACUGCCCCAACGUUUAAUUUUUAAAAGAUACAAGUUUUCCAGAGAACAGCACAUUAACAUUUUAUAGCUACCUCUGGUAUCCAUCCCUUUUUUAUCUAGUCAAGGAAACUAAUUUAUUCCAGGUGGUAAUUUUUUUUUUUUUUUUUUGGUCUAGAAUUCACAAUAGAUAUACAAAUAAUUUUUAAAAUUUUCAUCAGUUUAAGGAAUUCCUUGUGAGUCAGUCAGUAGCAUUUACUAUUAAUUUAUAAAGUUCUCACCAUGUGCCCCUGUACACAAAAGACAGUUGCCUUAAUGGAGUUCACAUUCUAAUGAGGGUGACAACUGUUUACAGAUGUGAUGGAUAUACAGGAUAAAUUGAAGAUAAUCUCUUGUGGAAAAUUCUAACAACUGAGAGGCUAGAGAAGAAGGAUUGGAGAAAGUGGGAUUUGAGCUGAGUUUAGAAGAUGCCUGGAGAUUGAGCAUUGCAGGUAUAGAGUAGAGACAAACAGGGCAAGUAAUUCAGGAAAUGGAAUGUUAAGUAAGGAGCAGUAAGAAGGGCAUUAUUGGUGGAUAGCAAUGACUAGUCACUGGACUUGUGGCCUUUUAAGAGACAGAAGGUGUUGCUGUUGAACCCAAACAUCAAAAUGAGGAUUAUUUACUACCAUCUGUAUCACUCUGGGGAAGGCAUUCCUGUCUACACAGAUCAUCAUGACAACUCAACUUUAACUUGUAGUCUUAGAAAAUUGUGUGACAUGCAGCGUUCAGAAUUUGAACCCUAUAUCCAUUACCAAUGGGUGUUUUUCAUCAUACUUGAGAUGAGCAUAGUAAUUACAUGCUCUGAAUCUUUUUUGAGAAUUAUUGAAUAAUGUCUCCUAGAAUUUUUCCCUGGUCCAGAGCCUGCCUUAAAUGAAAUUAUAUAUAGGCCAUACUCUAGAAUGAUUGGUCUCCAGUAAAGGUAAUUUUGUUCAGUAUUGUAGGUGCUUGGAAAGAUUUCCUUAUGAAGGAAUAGAGCUCAGAGGAGAUUAGUUGAAGAGUGUUAAUUCAUUCACAGCAGAACUGAAAUACUAUUUGACUAUCUAAGAUAUGAAAAUCAGAGCUUAAACCUAAGCCUUUAGAGUGUAUUUUCUAGAGUGAAGCUUUAAAAAUUAUCUCCAGUUUUUCAAUUGAUUUUUUUUUUUUUCUUUAGAAUUUGUUUUCUGGUGAUAUGGAUGGCUAUACCACUCCUAAAGCACUGGCUCUUGAGACUCCAAAUUAUAUUUGGCUACAUGUUCCUCAUAAGUAGUUAGAGAAGAAAACUUGGAGAGCUAGAUGUAAUUGUCAGUCAGAUAUUAAGACCAAAAGCCUAAUUUUCGACCAGAAUGAGUGUUUAGUCAUGUAAAAUUAUUGAAGCAAUCCAAAUUCAUGCCAGAUAUCAUUUCAAACCAAAGUAGAUAAGGAAUAUAGUCAGACAAAAAGAUCUUAGCUCUUUGCUCCAGUUUCAGUUGGUGUUAGUGUUUUAAAUUGGCUGAUACUUUUUCUUUCUUCUCCUGUUCCAUCCCCAAUUUUAUGUUUUCAAGCAGGAGGAGCUGUACAUGUUACCAAGAAAUAGUACAGAAAUCCUAAGUCCUGGUGUAACUAUUGUCAGAACUGGUUGGUGAUGACCACUUUCUCCCCCAACCCCACCCUGAAGUAGUGGGAGGGGAGAAGUCCAACUGUUAACUUUAACCCAUCCUGUCUGCCUGCUAGAAGGCCUGUUUCCCACCCUAAUGGUUUCUGCCUAACAAAUGGUGUUUCUUUCUUACAGCAUUAUGAUCCUGGACUUGUUGUGGUGAUGGUAAACUUAGCAGUGGGAGAACAGAUCCCAUUCCUAUCGUUGUCAAGUAUGAUGUCAUGGGUAUGGGUCGAAUGGAAAUGGAGCUUGAUUAUGCUGAAGAUGCUACCGAACGGAGGCGUGUCCUAGAAGUAGAAAAAGAAGAUACAGAAGAGUUGAGGCAAAAGUACAAGGAUUAUGUUGAUAAAGAGAAGGCUAUUGCCAAAGCCCUAGAAGACCUCCGAGCUAACUUUUACUGUGAACUCUGUGACAAGCAAUAUCAAAAACACCAGGAGUUCGACAACCAUAUCAACUCCUAUGAUCAUGCACACAAACAGAGAUUGAAAGAUCUCAAGCAGAGAGAGUUUGCUCGUAAUGUCUCCUCAAGAUCAAGGAAAGAUGAGAAGAAGCAAGAGAAAGCUCUGCGACGACUGCAUGAAUUGGCAGAGCAGAGAAAGCAAGCCGAAUGUGCCCUUGGAAGUGGCCCUAUGUUCAGACCAACCACAGUGGCUGUCGAUGAAGAAGGAGAAGAUGACAAGGAUGAAUCAGCUGCCAGUAGUGGCAUAGGAGCUUCUGCUGCUUCUGGCCUGAGCACUGAAUUCACCACGGACAAAGGUGGCCCAUUCACUUCAGUACAACCUAGUGGCACUGCUGGUCUGGGACAAGCUCCUGUUUUGGCGCCUCAGGCCAUCAGCUUUGGCAUCAAGAAUAAUUUGGGCACGCCCUUGCAGAAAUUAGGGGUCUCAUUUUCUUUUGCCAAAAAAGCCCCUGUCAAACUCGAAUCAAUAGCAUCUGUUUUCAAGGAUCAUGCUGAGGAAGGUAGCUCUGAAGAUGGCACAAAAGCAGAUGAGAAAGGCUCUGACCCAGGAGCGUUGCAGAAAGUGGGAGACUCUGAUGGCAGCAGUAACCCUGAAGGAAAAAGGGAAGAUGAAGAUGCACAUGAAAAAGAUGGUGGGUCACUUGCCUCUACACUAUCCAAACUUAAAAAAAUGAAACGAGAAGAUGGUUCUGGAGCUGCAGAGCCUGAAUAUUACCACUACAUCCCUCCAGCUCAUUGCAAAGUGAAGCCCAACUUUCCUUUCCUUCUCUUCAUGCGAGCCAGUGAACAAAUGGAAACAGAUCAGAACGCACACCCAAAGAGUACCCCUGAAAGCAAAAAAAACAGUUCUCCCAAGCUUAAGAGCUGCAACAAGCUAGCAUUGGGCCAAGGAGCAGAAAAGAUGAUGAUGGAAAACCCUGUGCAACAGAAAGAGCCAAAUGUGACUGAGUCUACGGAGCUUAGAAGCAAGGCUGAAGCAAAAGAGGGCCAAAUAGAUGCCGGUGACCAUAGUGGAGAAAGCCUGCAGCUUGUAGAAAAUCAAAUCCUUGAAUCUAUCCCUUUUAAAGAAGCUGCCCAGACUACCCCAGCAAGGAAAGAGGGCCCAGAGGGCCCUAAACACCCCACUGGCCCUUUCUUUCCAGUUUUGAGCAAAGAUGAAAGCACUGCCCUCCAGUGGCCAUCAGAACUGCUCAUUUUCACCAAGACAGCACCCUCCAUUUCAUACAGCUGUAACCCUCUGUACUUUGAUUUUAAGUUGUCGAGAAAUAAAGAUGCCAGAACAAAAGGAAUAGAAAAACCAAAGGAUCUGGGAGGCCCCUCGAAGGAACAUUUUCAGUGUUCUGAUCCUGCAGAUGCAAAUAAGAACAAGGAUGGAGGGAAUACAGGUCAUACUUCAGGGGAGAAAACAGAUGCUGUGCCCUCAGGGUCAGCGUGUAGUAGCCUUCAUAGGCAGGAACCUGGGGAGAGCCGUGGGGAAGAUGUGGAGGACAAAGGUAAGAGCCUCCCCAGCAGGAAAGAGCGAGCUGCCAAGUCUCGCCGACAGAAGAAGAAGAAAAAGCACAAAAAGUCCAGCAAACAUAAGCGAAAACACAAAGAUGAUCCAGAAGACAAAGGCUCUAAAACUGAGUCUGGGGAGAAGUCCAAAAAGCGCAAGAAGCGAAAACGGAAGAAAAAUAAAUCAUCAGCCCCUGCAGACUCAGAAAGGGGACCUAAACCUGAGCCCCCAGGAAGUGGCAGCCCUGCUCCCCCCAGGAGACGGCGGCGGACACAGGAAGAUUCCCAGAGGAGAGCACUUCCAGCUGAUGAGGGAAAUAGUGGCAAGAAGGAGGAGGGGGGCAGCGGCAGCAGUAGUGCCCAGGAUCAUGGUGGCAAAAAACACCGAGCCGACCCACCUCCAUCUGCCUGCCAGCGAAGAGGGGGCACUAAGCGAAGAAGCAGCCAGCCCAGCAGUGGAGAUGAGGAGAGUGAUGCAGCUUCAUCACGCCGGCAGCACCAGAAAUCCCCAUCCCAGGACAGUGAGGAUGAUGAUGAAGACUCUGGCAGUGAGCACUCCCGCAGCUGUUCCCGGUCUGGCCGGCGUCAUUCUUCCCGCCGCUCAUCCCGGCGGUCCUAUUCGAGCAGCUCAGAUGCUUCGACAGACCAGAGCUGCUACAGCCGGCAACGUAGUUACUCAGAUGAUAGCUACAGUGACUAUAGCGACCGGUCACGAAGGCAUUCAAAGCGUUCUCAUGACUCAGAGGAUGACUCAGACUAUGCCAGUUCAAAACAUCGAUCCAAGCGACACAAAUACUCAUCCUCAGAAGAUGACUACAGUCUCAGUUGUAGCCAGUCACGUAGUCGGUCACGGAGCCACACCAGAGAGCGAUCGAGGUCAAGGAGCAGGGGUCGUAGCCGAAGUCGAAGCAGCAGUUGUAGUCGCAGCCGAAGCAAGCGGAGAAGCCGAAGCACUACAGCCCAUAGCUGGCAGAGGAGCCGGAGCUAUAGCCGGGACCGUAGCCGCAGCACCCGCAGCCCAUCCCAGAGGUCCGAUUCCAGAAAAGGUUCCAGAGGACAUGAGAGCCCUGAGGAGAGACGAUCAGGUCGCAGGGAUUUCAUCCGUUCUAAAAUCUAUCGAUCCCAGUCCCCACACUAUUACAGGUCAGGUCGAGCCGAGGGACCUGGAAAGAAAGAUGGCAGAGGGGAUGACAGUAAAGGCUCUGACCCACCUUCACAAAAUAGCACUGGCCCAGCAAGGGUAUCUGAUGGCGAUUGCAGCCCAGAGGAUAAGAAUUCAGUUACUGCUAAGCUAUUAUUAGAGAAGAUUCAAUCAAGGAAGAUUGAAAGAAAACCAAGUGUAAGUGAAGAAGUUAUCCCAAACAAGGUAGGGCUCAAAUUGAAGGAUCCUCCACAGGGUUACUUUGGGCCUAAGCUGCCACCUUCCCUUGGCAAUAAGUCAGUUCUCCCAUUGAUAGGGAAGCUCCCAGCCACUCGCAAACCAAACACCAAAAAAUGUGAAGAGUCUGGCCUGGAGCGGGGUGAUGAGCAAGAACAGUCAGAGACAGAGGAGGGUCCCCUGGGCAUCAUUGAGGCCUCAUUUGGACACCAAUGCUCUUCGGAGGACACAGCAAGGCCCACAUCAGACCCACUUCCUGAAGAGCCAAAUCCUGAAGAAAGCGCUCCUGAACACUCCACAGCUUCUUUGAACACCCCAGCACUCCCUAACUGCUAUCCUGGGGAUCCUGUCAUGCCCCACAACUACCUCCCUGAGCCCAAUGAUGGAGAAACCCUGGAGCACUUGGAUGGAGCCAGUCAGUCCAUGCCCAGUGAAUCCAGUGCUCUCCCUUUAGUCCCAGACAUGGAGCACUUCCCCAGCUAUGCACCUCCGAGUGGGGAACACAGUGUUGAGUCCCCUGAUGGGGCUGAUGAUGCCUCACUGGCUCCCCUAGAGAGUCAGCCCAUCACUUUCACCCCAGAAGAGAUGGAAAAGUAUAGCAAGCUCCAACAGGCAGCUCAGCAGCAUAUCCAACAGCAGCUUCUGGCCAAGCAAGUGAAGGCUUUCCCAGCUUCAGCAGCUCUGGCCCCUGCAACACCUGCUCUCCAGCCCAUCCACAUUCAGCAGCCUGCUACAGCCUCAGCCACUUCCAUCACCACGGUGCAGCAUGCCAUCCUUCAACAUCAUGCUGCUGCUGCCGCUGCUGCCAUUGGCAUCCACCCUCAUCCCCAUCCCCAACCCCUUGCCCAGGUGCACCACAUUCCCCAGCCCCACCUGACUCCCAUCUCCUUAUCUCACCUCACUCACUCAAUUAUUCCUGGCCACCCUGCUACCUUUCUUGCCAGCCAUCCCAUCCACAUCAUUCCUGCUUCUGCCAUUCAUCCAGGGCCUUUUACCUUUCACCCAGUCCCCCAUGCAGCUCUCUAUCCCACACUUCUAGCCCCACGCCCUGCUGCAGCAGCUGCCACUGCUCUCCACCUCCACCCACUACUGCACCCCAUUUUCUCAGGUCAGGACCUGCAGCAUCCACCUAGCCAUGGUACAUGAGUGGAUGCAGAGGGGGAGGGAUAAGUGGGGAGAGAAAGAGUGACAACACCUGAACUUCUUACUAAGAAGGGGGCUGAGCCAUUGGAACCAGUAAGUGGAAGUUGGGGUGAGGAAAUUUUUUUUUUUUUUUUUUUUUUUUGGAUAGCCAAAGAAAUGACUCUUGGCUUGCAGGAAUGGUUUGGGAUAUGAAGUUUGCAUUGGGCUGAUAAUCAGGGAAUUUUUUCUUUCUUUCUCAUUUCCCACCAUCCCUCUUCCUCCUCCUUCCCCUAUCCUCUUGUAUUUUCAACACAGAGAACAUCUCCACAUAUUGUCCCACUUCCUUUGCAGCAGCAUCUCCCCACUGAAACUUUGUCAACCCCACUUCACAUCUCCAUUCCCUUCCUGAUCUUCGCCCCUCUGCCCUAUCUUGUAAAUUUACAACUAGCAUUUCCUUCUUUCUAUCCAAUGGGUUGUCACUCGAGCACUUGUUAUAAAUCCAGCUGCUCCAUUCCCUGUCAGCAGUGCUGUGGGCAAGCUGAAUUUUCCCUAGUAGGCAGUGGUAGCAUUUUAUUGAAAAGCAUUGCUGCCUUGGGUUGGGUUCCUUGGUAAUUGAUCCCAUGGUGACCUGACAUUGUCCCAGUUGUGAGGUGGAAAAGAGGUGGACCUGGACACCAAACUUUAGUUAGAUCCACUCCUCACCUAAACAGAGAAAAUCAUUCCUCACUGUCCCUCACUCUAAAAGAGGCAUCUACAUAGUCCAGAAAAGAAGAUUCUGUGAUGAAUUGGGUGUUGUGGAACAUGGAUAUCCCCAUAUGCUUCCCCAGAGAGGAGCUUGAGUGUCUAAAGCGUAUUCUUUUUUUCUGUCAUGUUGUUGUUUCCUUCUUAAUUUAUAGGAUUUUUUUUUUUAAUGUAAAGAAUUGCACUGAACUCUGUAAACGUAAAUGCUGCUUUUUGUAGCUCAUGGAAAAAAAAGAAAAAAGGUUCCAUAUUUGUAGUAUACUGCAAUAAUAUUUUUUACAGCCAACUCUAAGUGAUCCUUGUUCUGGUGGCUUUGUGUAAAUAUGUUUGCUGUAGUUUAAGACACUUUUAAAAAUUGCAAAAUGAGAACAAAAUAAAAUAAAAACAAAUUUGUUUUCUGCUAGAUGCAAAAUGACUAAGCAUGUAUAUUUUAUCAAGCUCAUGUAUUUUUGAAGUUAUGUACUAUAAAAUGUAAAAAAAAAAAAAGCAAAAGGGAAAAAUCAUUUAAUGUUUUGUUUUUGGUUUUUUGCUGAGAAAUGUUGAGUAAUUAUAGUAAAAUAUGCACUCAACACUGGGACUCCUAAGAGCUAAUGGAUGGCAGCCAUGGGAGGUGGUGUAGGGGACAUUCAUCUGUGGGGAUACUACAUGAUAUGCUUAAGUUGUCAUGUUCCAGAGGGGCAGGCCCUUAAGGCACCAGAUGUAGGGAAGUUGAAAAGCUAGUAAUUUUAUUAUCUGGGUGAGAUAAUCCAGAGUAAUUAUUUCAUUCAGCUUCUGUCACUCAUUAUUAAUCUAUUGUUCCAUUUCUACUCCCAAAACAUUUCUUAGUACUUCAGACUUUCUGACCUUUCUAUUUUUAAUAGUGCCUUUUGGGUUCUAAACUGAUAUAGAAAGAUUAGAGAAGGAAGAUAGGCAAGGGCCAGUUUUUCUUCUCUUUUUGAGAGGCUUGCAUAUUUAUUUUCACCCGAUUGACUAAAGGAGUUACUAGUCCUACUCACAUAGUGAGAUCCUUUUUCUUUUAAAGAUACUGACCAGAAAACUUUUUAACCUCUGCACCCCUUCCUCAUCCCUUACUUAGGCUUUUGUCUUAACAUGAUACACUAUCCAGAGUUGGUGCUGAGGCUUUAGCUCAUCUCUUAACUUUUAAUAAUGUUGGUAGCUCUUUCCCAACCCAACCAACCUUCAUGACUAGACUUGGUUGUGUGAACCAAUCAGGAUGGUCACCUAAAAGGGUGAGAAAUUAGUAGUCUGGGGCUCUUAGGAGUGCCUCUUUUUUUCUAUCCUCUUCACUACUACUCUUCUCCUACUCCUUACUCACCACUCUCCUCAUUCUUCUUCCCUCCUCAGAAAAAGACAAAAGCAUUUUGAAUGCAAGGAACAAGUUGUAAGCAAACUCAAAGCUUGGAGCCUUUACCCUCAUCUGUGCUCCUCAAUAAAUAACAAACAUUGCACUGGAAAAAUGAAAUCAUUUGUUUUAAGUGAAGGGACUUAUUUUUUCUUUAUUUUAAAGUUGAUGUAAAUAUUUAAAUGGUAUAAAUGAUACAGUAUUAACAUUUUGAUGCUGCUCGCCAUUAGCUUGUAGAUGGAGCCCAUGGAUUCUAGCAGCCUUGCUGCUUUUGUGGGGGCAAUUUUUUUAAAACUCCCAGAAUAGUAAUUUAAAGGGGGGGGGGGGGGAAGCUAUUCUACUUACAAGCAUAACAGAUUGUAUUUAACUUUAUCACAUAAGCUAGAUAUAUAUAUAGAUAGAUAGAUAGAUAUAGAUAUAUAUAUAUAGAUAGAUAGAUAGAUAGGUAUAGGUAUAUAUAUAUAUAUAUAUAUGCUGUAAAAUGAGGGGAGAGAAAACUUUCUAAUAAACCAGUGAUUCAUGGAAACAGCAUAUUCUGUCAUGAUUCAGCCCUUUUCACUUAGGAUGGGCAAAAUGGGUUUCUGGGUUAGGUAUGGCAUCUUUGUGCUUAAGGCUGUCAAAGUGUAGAAUCAGUUGAAAACAUUUUGGUUGAAUUUGAAUCAUAUCUGUUGAACCUGCUCAGAACCUUGAUAGAGAAGGAUGGGAACAACCUUCAUAGAGAAGGAUGCGGACAACUGAAGCACCUUUUCCUUAGUGGUCAUGAGUGCAGAGAGCACUGUACCCCUUUUGGUGGGUAACUCAAAAAAGUGAUUUCCUGUUGAUUUAAAAAUUUGGUCACAGAAUAGUAAUUUUUUUUUUUAAAGUUCCAUAAUACUUGUCCUUUACAAUGAAUUCCAGGCAUCAAUUUUUCUUUUGAAAUUUUCUUCUGAAGCAUUCCAUAGAAGCAGAGCUAUUGAUGAGCAGAAAUACAUGUUCUUUACAAUGAAUUCUCUAUUCCAGGCAUCAAUUUCUCUUUAGAAAUGUUCUUCUGAAGCAUUCCAAAGAAGCAGAGCUAUUGAUGAUCAGAAAUACAUCAGUGAGAAUGUGCCCUAAUUGAUGCUAAGCAGAUAAAAGACCAAUGAUAAAUCUGAUUUUUAUGUUAUCUCUUGUUUAUGUGGCUUCUCCUCCUGGUUUUUCCACCUGAUAGAGCAGUUUCCUCUUUUCCCUCGUUUUAUGUUGGAUUAUUUGGCAAGAGAACAAAAAGUAUUUAUUUUUGUUUUUUACUUGCACAUCGGUUCUACAUUUAACCAGAAGGGAACUUCCCAAUUGCAUAAUUGAGAAGGCUGUAUGGAAUUUGGCAUUAGUGUGCCUAGUUGAUAAGCUUUGAGUAACAGAGAUCUGCUAUAUGUGUAUUGUGGUCAAGGGGGUGGGGGAGAGGGAAGGAUGGUAGAGGAAUAGAUAAGAGUAUGAAUUGCUGAGGUACCACUAGCUCUGCUUCUAUUAAGAAGUAAGCUUGCUGAGUUAACCUUUGUGGCCCCCUAUAUUCAAAAUGGCAUACUGAGUGGUAAAGUGAUAAUCAAUCUAAUUCUUGGGAUAUCACAA
Molecule: messenger RNA, 9765 nt
Organism: Sarcophilus harrisii (Tasmanian devil)
Lineage: Eukaryota; Metazoa; Chordata; Mammalia; Dasyuromorphia; Dasyuridae
Gene: GPATCH8
Product: G-patch domain containing 8
Exons: 6
Coding region: 1869-6125 (1418 amino acids)
Cellular component (GO): nucleus
Molecular function (GO): nucleic acid binding
Source: RefSeq, a predicted model, not a curated record